AUGGCUGCUCCCAAGAUCACCCUUUACUUCGACAUAGUUAGCCCGUUCGGCUAUAUCGCCUUCCACGUUCUCAGAAACUCUGCGGCGUUUUCCCUGUGCAAUAUCAACUAUGUCCCCAUCUUUCUGGGUGGACUGAUGAAGGCUUGUGAUAAUACUCCACCAAUCAGCAUCAAAAACAAGGCUCAAUGGAUCAACCGGGAGCGACGCCGUUGGGCCCACUAUUUCUCCGUUCCUAUUGUCGAACGUACCCCAGAAGGCUUUCCACCUCUGACGCUAACUGUGCAGCGUGCUUUGUGUGCGGUCUCUCAGCAGACGCCCAAUAAGCUCAUUCCCACCAUUGAAGCUCUGUACCAUUCCUUCUGGGUCAACGGAAAUGCCAAGAUCGGACAGCCUGAAGGUUUCGGUCCGGUCCUGGAGAAAGUCCUUGGCAGAGAGGGUGCGGAGGAAGUACUCCAGGCUGUGAACGAUCAGAAGGUGAAGGCGCUGUUGACAGCCAAUACCGAACAGGCAUUUGAAGGCGGCGCCUUUGGCCUUCCCUGGUUCGAGUGCACCAACGGCAAGGGGGAAACAGAGAGUUUCUUUGGCGUGGAUCAUAUUGGUCAGGUGGUUGACUUCUUGGGCUUGAAUCGACGUCUGGAGAAAGGGCCUCGGGCGCAACUGUAG
Molecule: messenger RNA, 663 nt
Organism: Aspergillus clavatus NRRL 1
Lineage: Eukaryota; Fungi; Ascomycota; Eurotiomycetes; Eurotiales; Aspergillaceae
Product: putative 2-hydroxychromene-2-carboxylate isomerase
Exons: 4
Coding region: 1-663 (220 amino acids)
Biological process (GO): glutathione metabolic process
Cellular component (GO): peroxisome; mitochondrion
Molecular function (GO): glutathione peroxidase activity; glutathione transferase activity
Source: RefSeq, a predicted model, not a curated record